GGAGGAAACAUUGGCGGGGACUCCGUCGCUCAAAGGAAGAGGUGGAAGCACAUGGCCUUCGUCGCCAAAGUCCAUCAGGCGCCGGCGCCCAAGCACGGAAGACGUGAGCAAAUCCAAUUCACGGAGAAGGAUCUUCCGAACACGCCGAGCCCCCACCGGGAUGCCUUGGUCGUGAAGCUGGAGAUUAACAAUGCCAUAUUGCACCGCACCUUGGUGGACACGGGAAGCUCGGUCAACAUAAUGUAUGAGAAGACCUUCCAAGACCUCGGCUUGGACCGCAAGGACUUAAGGCCUGUGCGCACUCCACUCUCCGGGUUCACGGGGGACUCCAUCGAGGCCGAAGGAGUCAUCGCCGUGCCUGUGAUAGUAGGGGAUGGUGCGCACAAGGCCAAGCUGAAGAUGGAGUUCAUGGUUGUAAGCAUCAACUGCGCGCACAACAUGAUCCUAGGACGGCCCGACCUUGAGGACUUGGAAUGUGUGAUCUCCCCAUACUACUUGUGCAUGAAGUUUCCCACUCCUUCGGGAAUCGGGGUGGCGAGGGGAGACCAAAAAGCUCGAUCGUGCUACGUCCGUAUCACGAAGAAAUUGCCAAGGGAUGAGACGUUGGUCGUGCACGCACAAGAGGAAAUGCGGAAGCUGGGAGCACGACCGAAGGCCGAGCCCGCCGAGGAGGUCGAGGAAGUGUCGCUCGACCCUCAGACACCCGAGCGGAAGGUGAAGGUCGGGGCGAGCCUAAUUGGGAGCCAGCGGAAGCGCUUGGUGGGCGUGCUCUCUGCCUACCGCAUGAUCUUUGCGUGGGGCCCCGGGGAUAUGCCGGGGGUGGAUCCCAAGGUCAUAUGUCACCGCUUGGCAGUCAAUCCAGAGGCUAGGCCGGUGAAGCAGAAGAAGCGGUUCCUCUCGUCCGAGCGAAGGGAGUUUGUCUCCAAGGAAGUGGCCACCCUCCAGAGCAUUGGGCAUAUCAGAGAG
Cuscuta campestris is the source of this 966-nucleotide messenger RNA. NCBI's taxonomy places the organism in Eukaryota, Viridiplantae, Streptophyta, Magnoliopsida, Solanales, Convolvulaceae. The record is from the annotation of a GenBank genome assembly.